Messenger RNA from Lolium perenne, 3623 nucleotides. NCBI's taxonomy places the organism in Eukaryota, Viridiplantae, Streptophyta, Magnoliopsida, Poales, Poaceae. The record is from RefSeq and is a predicted model, not a curated record.
CUAAUAAAGGAAGUAAGGUUUCUCCCCAAAAAUUUCGUCCGUUUUUGAACUACCCUCCAUUUUCAGUCGAAAUUACAUGGAUUGCCACCGCCCAGGUGAAAAAACGGUUGACCACAGCCCAAUCGACCAUAGCCUGCCGUCCAAAAUCGAUCCCCGCCGCCGACCGCUCGAACGCCGGUGACUGGCACCACCACUCGCCCGACACCACCCGCUCAAACCGAGAUGGAGCCGCCGCCCUCCUCCGUCAUGAGGUAUAGUACCCCCGUUCUGACCUCGAUCUCUCGCCUUUGAACCGGUGCAGAUCAGGGGAGGAUGGUGGGGCGGAGCACGUCGACCAGUUCCCCGAGCCGCGGGCGGGGUGGACGCACACCCGAUGAAAUUAUUGUGGAGAUGAAGCCGCCCUCGGAGGCCGUCACCAAGGCAGCCCCUGGUUCGGCCCCGGACUGGGGCGCGGCCGCAAUGGAGCUAAGCGCGGAUCUUGGAUUUCCAGUCGGAUUUUCUAUCCGCAUCGGCCAUGAUGGAUGCUUCGGCGAUAGGACAGGGCUUCUGAUUCUAGCUGUGAAGUCUUGAUCUGGUGCUUCCCCUGUUGCUGGUUGCGUCCUGUCUCAUCCUGUGUGGAGGAGCUCCAGUGUCAGCUCUGCUGCUGAAGCGCCAUGGCCCAUGGCUCUGCGUGCGUCGUCGCCCUGCUGUUCUGAACUUCUGAUGCAGUUCCGCGAUAAGCUCACACUCAUGCGAGGAGUGGCUGCUCUUGUCUGAUCCCCUUCUGCUAGCAAGGAAAUUAGGAGAGCACCCUAUCGAUUUCCUCACGCAAACUUGUCGGAUCUGCUACGCCUGCGUGUAAUAGCCCCAGCCUUAUGGGUAACCCCUUUCAAUCAACAACAUUUUUUCUAUUAUUCAUCAACGUAUUGAUUUUUGGAGGUAGCUGAAUUAUAAAUGAGAAAUAGCAAUCUACCAAUUGCUGAGCUGACGUGGUUGCAACUUCAGUUGAUUUGAGGCUUCCUCUAUUUUUUUAAAGAUAGUGGCUCCGCUCAUGGAGGAAAAGGUGUGGUUUCUUGCAAUUUGCAGGCUAUGUGCGACGAACAAGAUGGAAAUCCUCAGGGAAAAGCUGAUUGAUAGUUGUUUGACCUGAUUACUGAGGUACUACGUCAUAAUAUUGUCUGACCUAAUUACCGAGUUAUGUGAAUGAACGGGUCCCAGAUCGCAACGGAGCACCAAGGCUGCUUCAAUGUACCAAGGCUGCUUCAAUGUAUUAACAGAAGACUUGUAAAAUCUGAAGAUGCUAUUAUUAUCUUAAUUGUGCUAAAUCUCAAUUCGCAUUCAUAAUCUGAAGGUGCUAAUUUCUUUGCAAGCUCGUAGAGAAGCUUAAGAACACGCAUGCUAAUUUUAGAUAUUGUUGUGUUACUACCAUGUUAACUUUCCUAAAUCUCAAUUCACAUAUCAUAAUAUAUCAAAUUUUGAUUUUGAUAUUUGCAGCACUACCUGCAUUUAGCUAUGACAUGUUCACUUUUCAGUACCAUCAGUGAUUCUGGUAUUGUGUUUGACCAUACCUGAAGAAUUCUAGAAAAGAGGGCACAUGCCAGAAAUCAGCAAACAAAUUCACUUCAGCGCACAACAGAGUUUUGAUGCUGGUAAUGUACCUCUCAACCAAGAAGUGAUUUGUUAGAGCUGACAACAGCGACCAAAUGGUUGAGCAAAUUCUAAAGUUGGUCUCCAUACCAAGUACAUAUUGUAGCAUGUGUAGGCGAGAAUGAAGUGCGGAUUCAAGAUUAGGUUGGCCAAAGAGAAUAAAGGUAUAGCCUGGCAGCAAAACACACACCAACACCAAACAAGCUUGACUAUCUCUGGCAUUACUCAACACGUAACGUACCUACGGCCGGUGCUCAAUGGCAGCGAUGCCAGCGUGCUUGGUCACGCUCGUCGUGGCCCUCACGAUUCUCCUUUCGCGGGGGCAGGUUUCUGCAGCGCCGGCGACUGCUGAGAGGCGGCGGGAGGUGCGAAGCUUCCUCAGGCGGCUCAACAAACCUCCUCUCGCCACCGUUCAGAGCCCAGAUGGAGAUGUCAUAGACUGUGUGCACAUCUCCAAACAACCUGCAUUCGACCACCCUCUCCUCAAAAAUCAUACUAUCCAGAUGCGGCCAUCUUGCCACCCAGGAGGCAUGUAUCAUGAAUCCCAUAUUACACACCAUCCGAUCAACCAAACAUGGCAUCUAAAUGGAAAGUGCCCUGAGAACACCAUACCAAUCCGAAGGAUCAAGGAAGAGGAUGUCCUAAGGGCCAGUUCCAGGACGAGGUAUGGAACGAAGAGGACGGGGAGCAUCCCAAACAACAAUUCAAUCGAUGACCCUGAGACACCCAAUGUAUUGAGGGGACACCAGCAUGCUGUAGCAUCUGCACAGGUUGAUAAGUGCUAUGGAACUAAAAUCUCCAUCAAUUUGUGGCAACCAAUGAUUUCAAGGGCCAACGACUUUAGCUUAGCGCAACUUUGGAUCAUUGGGGGUUCCUAUAGUGGCAAUGACCUCAAUACAAUUGAAGCAGGAUGGCAGGUUUACCCGCAUUUCUAUAGCGAUAACAAUCCUAGGCUCUUCAUCUAUUGGACUAGUGAUGCAUAUAAAACAACAGGAUGCUACAACUUACUAUGCUCAGGGUUUGUCCAAACAAACAAUCAGAUCGCCAUUGGUGGUAGCAUCUCCUCAAUCUUCUCCACCUAUGGUGGCACACAAUAUGACUUCGAAAUUUUAGUUUGGAAGGACCCUGAGGGGGGAAAUUGGUGGCUGCAAGUGGGAAGCAUUGAUGUGGGGUACUGGCCAUCUUCCAUCUUCUCCUACUUGGCAGAUAGUGCCUCCUCUGUCAUGUGGGGUGGCGAGGUAUUUUCACCUGAUGCUGGCCAAACUUCCACCCGGAUGGGUAGUGGACAUUUCCCAAAGGAAGGGUUCGGUAAGGCUAGUCACAUGAAGAACAUCCAACUGGUAGAUUCGUCCAACUAUCUAAGACCACCAAAUGAUGUACAGUUGGUAACUGAGCAGCCCCACUGCUAUAACGUGCGAAAUGGUAUUAGUGACGACUGGGGCACUUAUAUCUACUAUGGGGGACCUGGGAAGAACCCGUACUGCCCGUAGGAAAGUCGAAUUGCCAUGAGUACCCAUUUGGUAAUACUCCCUUUAUAUAUAAGGCCACCACACAUUUCAAGGUAGAACUUUAACUAAUAAUUUGAGCAAUAUAAUAUGAGGUAUAUGUUACCAAAAGUAUACUAUUGCAUUCAUAUUUAAAAUAUGCUUCCAACUAUAUGUUUUUGGUGUUAUAUAACUUAUAUUUAUUGAUUAAAUUGUUAAUCAAAGUUUUGGCUCGAAAUACUUAGUGGCAUUAUAUAUGAAAACAUAGGAAUUAUAAUACUUUAUGCAUUACUAGAGACCCAUUAGUAUUGUUAGGGUCCAUAGUAAUGCAAGUAGUAUGUGUUGCCACGUAUGGAGUUGCAAUACCUAAUUACUAUAUGUGUGCGGCUGCAUUGCUAAGAGGUGUAAACAAGCAUUAGAAGCUCACAACAAUUGUAAUCUUGUUUCACCGUAUAUUUGGGUAUAUGUAAUAAGCAGCUUUUAUCAUUUAUAGUUACAUAUGUAUAUGCACUA